Molecule: messenger RNA, 1292 nt
Organism: Daldinia decipiens
Lineage: Eukaryota; Fungi; Ascomycota; Sordariomycetes; Xylariales; Hypoxylaceae
Product: ubiquitin 3 binding protein But2 C-terminal domain-containing protein
Exons: 3
Coding region: 279-929 (216 amino acids)
Source: RefSeq, a predicted model, not a curated record
AUUGAUGCACAAUGCUUAGACUCUAGCCACUUAUACUUAGAGGCGUUCUGCAAAUCUAAUCAAUAAAUUUUCAUUCCUAAGGCAAAUUACGCGAGUACGCGAGUAUUCUAUGCGUCUCUCGAAUCAGUCCAAGAAAUACUAUAAGAGCUUUAGUUCCCCGCGGAUAUCUAGACUAUAUGGAAUGUUUUGUUUGUCUUAUAUUGCCCUCUCCUUUCUAGAUACUAUGCGUCGAUAAGACCGCUCACAUUCGUUAGUCCGCCUCCCUUCCGCAAGUCAUAAUGUACGCUUUGCCCCUUAUUGUGGCAUAUCUAAGCGUAGUUGGAGCUACACCGUUCAGGCUUAUUUCAAAGCGCUUGCUCGGUGACCACCAAUGGGUACGCAAUAAGAGCAAUGGCUGUCCAGCCUAUCUUGAAGAUGGCGAAUUCGAAUCCCCAAGCUACAUAACACAGGUUUCGCAGUGUGAGCCUGAUAGAGCUUUUGGUCCACAGAGAAUUGGUUUUAUCACGCCCAAUGACAUCUCAUCCAUCUUCAAUUUUGAUAUCCCGGAGUCGCGUGCCGAUGCCAACUGCACACUUGAGUUUCUCUUCCCCCGCAGGAACCAGCUUAGCAGUUCAUCUUAUAUCUACGAGGGCGAUGGCUCCUUUUUAUUCACGGGAUAUCUGGCCGGCAGCUGCCCUGGUCCCGAGACGACGUUCAAUAACCAGCCAACCCCUGGUACCUUUCCUGCAUUCCCGCCCAUUCACAUGGAACCAGGCUACGCUUAUACCAUCGAUGUUGGCCCUUGUAUGUUUGCUGCUGGAACAUGUGUGGCUGGGAUGACUUCAUCCAAUGAUACCACUUUCAAAUUUCUUCCAAACACGAACGACUGCCCAAUUGGUAUCUAUAAUGCUUACAGUUAUGGACUACCUUGUCCACCAGAACACUGUUGAUAACGAUACGUCUGAUAUGAGUCUCCUUGUACAAGGCACAUGGCAUAAUUAACCCUCUUGGAGAACGAACGAUGAGCCUUAUGAUGAUUCAAUGUCUAAAGUUAUGGGCGCGAACAUAGGGAUCUUCCCGGAUGUCUUAGAUAUUAUUACGCUUAGGGGUUAUUAGGUAACCAUAUGAACGGUUGUGGACUUCCGAUAAGGCAUACUCUGUAGCUUCUUAGCAUAAUUGGCGUUGGAAACUCCGAGUAAUUUACCAUGCUUUCUAGUAUAAUUGGUUUAUAUUUAUCACUUGAUUUGAAUCCUUUCGGCCAACCUCAAGUCAAGUCAUACCAGUUAUGUACAAGAAAAAAGCUGACAACCCAC